AUGGCAGGCAAAAUCAUGGACGAAGGCAUUGCGUCGGUCGGGGGUCACAACUACCAGGUGAGAAUGCUCACCGAGCCCGACGUCUUCACGAAGGACUCGGCCGAUCAGUUAUCGAUCCCAGGCUUCUUGGCGGUAGACAUCAUCAUCCAGAACAUGAGCGACGGCUGCUGGAAUGUGCUCAAAGUCAUCUACCUCGAAAGGUCGAUUUCCUCGGCUGCAGCUUUGUCAAUGUGCAGCGGGAAACCCUUCGUGCCGGUGUUCCGCAAUGGGCCCCAUGGUGUAAAGAAGGCUAUGCAGUGGGCAUUGGCAAGGGACACCUUGCACAAGUCAUCCUCCAACCUGUGGUCGCCGGAGAACGACGAGCUUGCCGAGGGCAUCCGCUACAUCAACACCUUCGCUCCAGACUGCGACGCUCUCAAUCAGCAGACCUAUUGGAUCCUGACGAACAUCAAGCCCGACUCCGGUACCCCCUUGGCAGGUUGGCCAGAAAUCAAAAUCAGGAACAUGUGCCAAAAUAAGUCUCGCGGUGUUUCCGGGUCCGUUCCCAUGACUGAGUUCCCGCUGACGACUUCCAGCCUUAACGUCGCCUUCGCGGAGUACAUUCUGCCGUUGGUGUAUCCCCUCCUCUUGAGUGCGGCCAUCAUCAUGGUCGGGAAUCCAGGAGUCGGCAAGACACCGGCCAUCAUCACCAUGGCCAUGGCCAUUGGACGCUACCACGUCCGACGCCUGGGUCUACACGGAGCAAAGCCUGGCUGGAGACGAGGGAAGUCUCUGGAUAACUUUACGCAGAGAUCACCACAGAUCCAGGAAGCACUCUUCUUGGACGACCCUUCAGGUCGACGUCUGGACAUGGCCGACCUGAAGUCUUUCGUCACGACCGAUGAGGACGGCACGGUCAGUGGCCGCUACAACGAUGCCUGA
This is a messenger RNA of Symbiodinium sp. CCMP2592, 921 nucleotides long. NCBI's taxonomy places the organism in Eukaryota, Dinophyceae, Suessiales, Symbiodiniaceae. The record is from the annotation of a GenBank genome assembly.